Messenger RNA from Colletotrichum karsti, 783 nucleotides. RefSeq lists its product as uncharacterized. NCBI's taxonomy places the organism in Eukaryota, Fungi, Ascomycota, Sordariomycetes, Glomerellales, Glomerellaceae. Gene Ontology annotation, molecular function: protein kinase regulator activity. The coding region runs from base 1 to 783 and encodes 260 amino acids. Gene Ontology annotation, cellular component: cytoplasm; protein kinase CK2 complex. The transcript is spliced from 3 exons. The record is from RefSeq and is a predicted model, not a curated record.
AUGAUGGACGACUUCGUCAGCGAGUCGGAUAGCGACUACACGAGCUAUUGGCGCGACUGGUUCAUAUCCUCUCGAGGCAACGAGUACUUCUGCGAAAUUGACGAAGACUACCUCACGGACCGCUUCAACCUAACUGGACUAAACACGGAGGUUCAGUACUACCAAUAUGCGCUCGAUCUCAUUACAGAUGUCUUCGACCUCGACUGCGACGACGAGAUGAGGGAGACGAUCGAGAAGUCAGCUCGACACCUGUAUGGCCUGGUUCACGCCCGAUUUAUUGUUACGACGAGGGGCCUCGCCAAGAUGCUGGAGAAGUACAAGAAGGCAGACUUUGGUAAAUGCCCGCGCGUCAUGUGCCACUCGCACCCGCUACUGCCCAUGGGUCUCUCCGACGUGCCCAACAUGAAGCCAGUAAAACUCUACUGCGCUCGCUGCGAGGAUAUAUACAACCCAAAGUCUUCACGGCAUGCCGCCAUUGACGGCGCAUACUUCGGUACCUCAUUCCACAACAUCAUCUUCCAGGCUUACCCGGCCCUCAUUCCCACCAAAAGCGCCGAACGGUACGUGCCGCGGGUGUACGGCUUCAAGGUUCAUGCCUCAGCGGCGUUGAUCCGGUGGCAACACCAAAAGAAGGACGAGAUGCGUCGUCGUUUGAGGAAGAUGGAGGUUGACAGCGGCUUUCGAGACGAUGAACUUCUGGAAGAUGAAGACGACGAAGACGUCGAAUUCGAGGGCAUUGAUAAUCGGGUGGCCGUUGGCAACGAAGGCGUCGCCAUGGCCUAA